This is a messenger RNA of Ambispora leptoticha, 336 nucleotides long. The record is from the annotation of a GenBank genome assembly. Lineage: Eukaryota; Fungi; Glomeromycota; Glomeromycetes; Archaeosporales; Ambisporaceae.
AUGCGUGCUAAGCAAGCGUUGAAUCGUAACCCUAGCAAUGGAUCAACAUUUCACUUGCAACACGUCGAAAGACAUAGCAUGCCAACCAUCAAUUUUAAGAAUAUAAUUGAUGAAGUGCAUCAACAUCGAUCACAACCACCACGUUAUCAACAAUCAUCAUCACCUUCGAAUUUGAAUCCUAUUGGUUCUCAUCUUCCAUUCGUGACUGGCGUCAAAGCAAUACAUACAUCACCAAAGCUGCGUCAAAUGUUCAUUGAUGCUUGUGAAUAUGAAUCUGUUAAAGCUACAAUUCCACUGUUGAAUUGUGAGACGCGCGUUGAAAUUCCACAUUUUUGA